AAGGCAGCAAUACAAAUAAGUAUUCAAAUACAGAUAAGAAAUUAGAGGCAUGGGUGCAAAACCACAAAGGAAAAGAAUGAAAACAACAAAUAAAUAAAAAAAACUAAAAACACGCUUUCGGGGCACAAAACAACUAAAUUAUGUUCUACAACAAUGUUGAAAAAUUUAUUAGCUUUAAGAUUCACCAUUGCUUUAAAGACUUUUACAUAGCAUAGAAACACUCUGAAGAAAAACACAAAACAUAGGCGACAUUUUCUUCGGUGGUAAUGCUUACCUAAGCUUUUUUUUGCCAAUCGCCAAUAAAAAAUAAGGUAGAAGACCUUUUCCAGCAUUUUUAUAAUGAGAUAGAAGUUCUUUUCUUUUCACAGCGAGAAAAGCGCAUCAUCAAUUUGGCGAGUGAACCAUCUUGACUGAGUUCACCAUCUUCGUUCGAGUUUGUGACGUUUCAGGAAGUGCAGAAAGAAGGAAUAAACUGACUAACCGGUUGAGCUGCACAGCGGAGGAAUGCUCGCUAUGUCAAUGCUGUACUUUUCUCUUUUUUACAGUUAAUUUUUAAGAUUAUUUCACUGGGUUUUUAAAAACCUAGGUUUAUCAUCAUAAUUAUUUAAAUACCGUAACUCUGACUGACCUCUUGCUAGCAUCAAUACGACAACAAAUCACUCCGCUAAUCAGAUCCUCGCUGAUUUCCAAUGCUGUAACACAACCUUCCGGUUUAUCAUAUCGAUGUCGUGGCAGUAGAGGUUCCAUUGUUUGUACAUCCUGUGCGAAAGAGCAACCACAACACGGAUGUUACUCCUCGCGCACACUCCCGAGGCAUCAUCAUCAUCAUCAUCAUCAUCAUCACCAACAACUGUCAGCCCCUAGGAGCUUUGCCAGCCGGCUGGCUUCACUUCAGAACCGCAACUGAACAUGGAGGAUGAGGUGUUCCAGCAUGUUGUGUCCGUGUUCAGCUCGCUGGUGUCGUGGGUCGCCGCGGGUGCCAUCAUGUUCGGCGGGGUGGUGCCCUACAUCCCGCAGUACAGAGACAUCCACCGGACCCAGAACGCGGAGGGCUUCUCCACCUACGUGUGCCUGGUGCUGCUGGUGGCCAACAUCCUGAGAAUCCUGUUCAGAUUCGGUCGCUAUUACGAUGAUGCGCUGCUGUGGCAGAGCAUCAUCAUGAUCUGCACCAUGCUGGUCAUGCUCAACCUGUGCACCAACGUCCGUAUGGCCGCCGAACUCAGCACCAAGAGGCGCUCCUUCUUAGUGACAGACAGUAAGGACGAGGAGGUCAGAAUCCCUAAGAGGCUCUUUCUGGACUUUGACUGGACCUACUUCUGGUCCUGGAGUCGCUUCGUGGACUACCUUCAGUGCGUGCUGGCCUUCACGCUGGUGGCGGCCUACAUCACCUACCUCUUCCUGGACUCGGUGCUGUUCGUGGAGACCCUCGGCUUCCUGGCGGUGUUCACCGAGGCAAUGCUGGGAACGCCGCAGCUCUACUGCAACUACCAGAACAAAUCCACAGAUGGCAUGAGCAUCAAGAUGGUGCUGAUGUGGACCAGCGGCGACACCUUCAAAACAGGCUACUUUCUUCUCACGGAGGCCCCCAUGCAGUUCUGGACGUGCGGAUUGCUGCAGGUUUUUGUGGACGUCGCCAUCCUGUUCCAGGUCUACUACUACAGCCGCUACCCGCAGAAACCCGUGUCCCACACCGUCUCCCACACCACCAGUGCCAAAGCUCUCUGAGGUGUUGCCACGUGUCCCAAGGAAACUCCGAAAGGCGAGCGGCGAGGAAGGAGGGGGGGGACGCCCAAAAACACGCACCAAAGGAGUUGCUGCUUCUGCACCUCGGCGGUCGCAGCAAUACCUUGAGGAACGCUCAACAAUCAUGAAGACUUCUUUCUUUCCCGGCACUGAAAAUGCACGCAUCGUGCAAUCGCACCCCACUCAACAAAUCAGCAUGUGGAGGAUUUUUUUUUUUAAAUUCUAUAUGCGUAUAUUUUUUGUUGCAAGAGCAAAAAUGCAACAUAUGAGAAUUAUAGAUAUGUUCGGAGCUCAGAGGAAGGUGGAUGAGUUUUUGGCGUCCACACAUACUGAUGAAUGUUGCACGGAACCUCUGCCUUAAGACUCGUAAUCAAACACGGCUCAACGCAUUGCCAGCAAUCCGAGUGGUGUGUUCAAAACCCGUAGAAAUCCACGUUACUGAAUGUGCAAACAGGCAUGUCUGGUCUAGUUGGACAGAAGUUCAAAAUCAUUGUUUUGUUUUCUUUUGGGUUUUUUUUUUUUUUU
Molecule: messenger RNA, 2268 nt
Organism: Xiphophorus hellerii (green swordtail)
Lineage: Eukaryota; Metazoa; Chordata; Actinopteri; Cyprinodontiformes; Poeciliidae
Gene: slc66a2
Product: solute carrier family 66 member 2
Exons: 5
Coding region: 910-1725 (271 amino acids)
Biological process (GO): phospholipid translocation; retrograde transport, endosome to Golgi
Cellular component (GO): trans-Golgi network; endosome
Source: RefSeq, a predicted model, not a curated record